GGACAUUAGCAAUGAGCUGAGUGAACGCUGUGAAGUCACGUGAGUCAGGUUAAGAUGGCUCCUCCAGCAGAGGAACACUUCCGCGCGUUACAGCUCUUGUUAAAGGCUCCAUCCAAAGAUGCUGUGCGACAAAUAUGUACAGACAGUUUCCCCUCACAAGCACACGAGUCACAGAGUCUGAUAGACAGCACCGCUCGAUCCCUGUCUGUGUCCAGCAGUGAGGCCAGACAGGUGUUGACAGCAUUUCAUUUGCUUUCACAUCACGUAGUGUUCUACAAUUUUACAGCACCAGAACAAAUCCAGUCUCUUUUCCCAGCCACGUUCCACUCAAACCUCAAAAACCUCAUCACUAAGAUCCUGCUGGAGCAAAGUGCGACAUGGAGAAAUGAGGCUUUGUCCAAUCAAAUCUCUUUGCCACGGCUUGUAGAUUUGGAGUGGAGGGUGGACAUGAAGACAGCGUCUGACUCUGUGAGCCGCAUGGCUGUGCCGACUUGUAUCCUGCACAUGAAGAUCCAAGACGGUGGCAGCAUGAGCAGCAGCAUAAACGAGUCUUCAGUUACUGUGGAACUGAGCAAAGAAACUUUAGACACGAUGCUCGACGGCUUGGGACGCAUCCGGGACCAACUCUCUGCUGUGGCUGGGAAAUAGGACUGAAAGUGUCAUCAUCAGCCGAUUUAUAUUUGUGUAACUUUCAUACUUGGAGGACUAAAAAAUAAAUCUAGCUAUGAGUUGAGAUGCAUGCUAGAGUCUUUGUAACAGUCAGCAUCCCAAGCAGCUGAAUUUAUACAUUUAAGGGUAAACAUGUACUCUGCAGAUUUGAAUGGGUUUUGUUGUUUUUGUGUGAUGUACAGUAAGUAAACUUGCCUGUGUAUGAACGAGAAUAUACAGUUGGCUCUAGAAUUAUUGGCACCCUUGAAAGUGUCCCUCCCCAAAUGAAUUUACUUCAGUGUUAGAUUUCUCUUAUAUUCAUUGUGAGAUUAAUAAGCCACAGCCAUUUCUACCCAAGGUGUCAAUAAUUUUAGACAUGACUGUGAUUAACCUGGUGAUUUAUGUAAACAAAUUAAAAGCACUGAAUUUGAGAGAAA
Messenger RNA from Neoarius graeffei (lesser salmon catfish), 1085 nucleotides. RefSeq names its product COMM domain containing 9 (gene commd9). Bases 55 to 648 code for a protein of 197 amino acids. NCBI's taxonomy places the organism in Eukaryota, Metazoa, Chordata, Actinopteri, Siluriformes, Ariidae. The transcript is spliced from 6 exons. The record is from RefSeq and is a predicted model, not a curated record.